Molecule: messenger RNA, 2049 nt
Organism: Drosophila arizonae
Lineage: Eukaryota; Metazoa; Arthropoda; Insecta; Diptera; Drosophilidae
Source: RefSeq, a predicted model, not a curated record
GUUUGGCUUGUGCAAAUUUAUACACGGGCAUUAUACAAAAAAAGAAAAGAAGAAGCCUCGAUUUGAAAUUGAAAGCUGUGUGUGCAUUUUGGGUUUUAAUUAUAAUUGUUAGCCAUGGAUGCCGCUCCAGCUGUAGCGCCGCAUGCUGCAAAUGAGGCAAAGCCACAGCCACAACCCCCGGCCCCGGCGGCCGCUGCGCCAAACGAAAAUGGUGUACAAACAGCAGCAAAAAAAUCUGAAACAGCGACGGGCACAGCCACAGGCUCCGAAAUGCAUUCCAACGUUGACACUGGAAAAGUGCUCGAGGCGCAAAAAACGAAAUCGGAAAUGAACAGUGAAAUGGUUUUAAUAACAAUAUGCAGUGCCGAUCGUAAAAUUAAAAAGACAUUCAUGUCAUUGCCCAGCAGAAAGGAUGUUAUUGAAAAAGCACACAAAUACGGCUUGGCUGGAAGUACCAUAGUACUGGAAAGCAAUGGCUGCGAGAUAUGUGAAGAUGAGGUGUUGCUCUUCGCAGCCAAGGAGAAGAUUUUGUUAAUGCUGCUUGCGGAAAGCGAUGAAUAUGUUAUACUACCUCCGCCCUCGCCUUUGAAUCGUUCAGAGCGUGCGGGCAGCUCAUUGGAUCCCAGUUUUGUAUCGAAUGCCAAUGACUCAACAGUAUCGAAUGACGAGACUCUAUCGCUGGCUAGUGUCACGCCAAGCAAUUCAAAGUUAUCUACAGCGCCCUUUAAGGAGUUUUCGAUACCUUGGAGUAAGGUACCAAAUGAUAUUAUGAAGUUGCUGCGUGGCAAAACGAGCCUGGGCAAGCGUCUCAAUGCGUUGGCCAAUCUCUUGGUCGAUGCACUGCGCGAGCGCUCCUCACAUAUACCUAUACUUGUAUUUCGAGAGGUCGCACAGCAGGCGGCUGAAAAGUAUCCCGAUUCAUUGCUGGAAAAGGAUCGGGAGGGCCAACAAAUUGCCACGACGCCACAGUCUCUCAUCUCCAAAAUGAUCAAUCGUAACAAUGCGUUAAAUCGUCCACAAAAACGAGCCAGCUCGAGCACAGCUGAUCUACACAUUACCAGCAGUAGCAGCAGUAAGAAACGUAAAUCGGGAAAUGGUGGAGCAGUGGCAUCUAAUGGAAAUGCCAAAUCUUUAGCAUUGAAUCGUGAUCUUGAACAGAAGAAAGAUUUGCUGAUAUCCAGCUAUCGUGGUGCUGCCAAAGUGGAGCAAAGUACCAUAGACGACUAUAUGAAGGAAUGCUUUCCGUUGCAGCGCGCCUUCUUCAACAAUAGCGAAAAGAUACCAGACAUUACGGCCAUCAAGGAUAAUUGGCCGUAUAUCUUCAACAAGCCACUGCUCUAUCAGCAUUUCGAAUUGCUCAUGUCUAUUGAUCCGCGUGUAUUAGAGAAGCGUUUUGCCAGUGAAAAGGAACGAUUGUUCAAAUUCUUUAAAAUGUCCAAAAAUAAGAAAGUGAACGCCCUGGAGGAGAACAACGCGAAUAUGGUGCGUGGACUGGCAUACUAUUUCAAUGAGGAUCCUGACUAUAUAUUCAAGCAAUACGAUCAUGGACCUUUGCCCGAUGAUGUGCUACAGCACAUCAAUCCAACCAAUGCGCCUUGGGUGGCACUAGUCAAUACGCCCAUAUCUGUUGGCGAUGAGGGUGCCCAUACUGAUGCAAUGGUCUACAUUGAGGGGCAAAUAAUGAGCACGUUUCCAGCUUCAGAUGCUGAUAUACCAGAUAUAAUUGCCCAAUUGAUCUGCUACUAUUAUACCUUUAACAUGAUGUACCCCAAGGAAGCCAAUCAAACACUCGAAUUUAUUGUCAUCUACUUUUUACAACAUACGCCGGAACAGGUGCGCAACUCCAAAAAGAGCAUUACUUCGAAUAGUAAAUACAAUCAACUAAUUUCGAAAUUGGCAAAUGCAAAUGGUUGAGCAGGAAGACCGAGGAGAGGACAUCGCAUACUAUUUAGUUUACAUACAUAUAUAUAUUUAUUUUGCAGACCCCAUUUCACAUUAUACUCCUUUCUAAUUUUUAAGAUGAUUUAUAUAAAGUGUGUAGUGUACUUA